ACUUUGUCAAGAAAAGAAUAAUUAAAAUUGACAAAUGUUAUAAAAAUUAGAACAACUAAAUGUUACUGAUCAUCAUGUUGGUUUUUAUUGCUAUGAUUUUGUUGUCAUUACAAUGAAGUGUCAGGGAUGGUAACCAGACUGUGUAAAAAAAAGCUUGUGUUUUCGGUUAAGAAACCUUACAGUGAGUAGACACUCCACAACAAAAUGGCUUGCUCAAAACCUCAGCGAUCCGCCGUCGAAGAGGAGAAAAACUGUAAACUUACAUAUUUCUUUCGGGAUUUAUUGAGCAACCGUGUUUCUUUUCGGUCUUCUCAGGAUGAAACAAAAGACAUUGUUCUCGCUGCUGAGACACUUGUACAUGAUAUCGUUAAAAGAGUUGCAAACAAUGUAGACUGGUUAGGUCCAUAUGACAAACUCCGAAUACUUAAAGUUGGAAGCAUGGCAGAAAGAACGAGUAUAGUUAACCCUGAUGAGUUUGAUUUCCUUAUUGUAACUCACCAAAAUGGGGUCAAAGUUGAACGCGUGUGUAAGUGGAGAGAGGGAUAUGCACAUGUGAAAGUAACUGAUCAACGCCUUCAGUCUCUAUGGAAACCUUUUCUUCGCGGGGACUACUUGCAAGGAUCUUUUAGCCAUGAUUUUACUGGAAAGGUUACUGAAUUAUAUGGCUAUUUUAAAUCAGUAGGCAGAAAAUGGCUGCGAAGAGACCCAUUACAAAGUGAAAGUUCUCAGAGUCUUUUAAAUCCGUAUAACGAUAGUCUGGCAAAUGCAUUUAUGUCAGAAGUCGAAAAAGUUAUUAAACAUUCAGGAGAUUUAAGAUGUAGUAGAAACUCGGGUACGUUAACUGUAGACAAGCAUGUUGUUAAUCACGGCCCAGCAUUUAUGCCAACAUUUAUUUGGGAAUCAAAGCAUAAUAGAAAAAUGACGAUUAAUAUAGAUAUGACUUUAGCAAUAGAAGUGAACAUGUCACGACACGGUAAUGUGAUAGCAGAGAAUGAAACAUUUCAUUCACAAGUGUGGGAAAAGCUCAUCAGACAUGGAAAAUAUAUGCUUAUUCCAUGUAAUGAGUCAACAUCAUGUGUUGCGGGCUUUUGUUUUCGUUUAACAUUUACGGAGACAGAGGUCGAGCUUGUUCGAAACUUAAGCAAUCAUCACAAAGAAUGCUACAAGCUUUUGAAAUACAUUUUCAACAGUGGGGGAGGAUACUCUUAUCUUCCGUCUUAUGCAUUCAAAAUGCUUGUGAUAAAGCAUGACUUUAACUGUCGAGAAAAUGCAAAUCUGGCAGUUUGCUUUAAAGUCAUAUUGGCAUCAUUGCUGUACGAAAUUACCAAGGUAAAAAGAGUGGAACAAAUAGAACCAAGCAGGUUGUUAAGAUUUUUUAUGCCGGGAGAGAAAUUCAAAAUAAACAUCUCCAGUAUAUUCAUCAGAAACCACAACAUUCUUGAUGGCAAAGAUUACAAAUUUCCAUGCGAACAAUUUUUAUCGUCAAUAGAGAGAAUGCUAGAAUCCUUAGAAGAGAUCAAUGAACAGGACAGACCCGAUGAUUUGGUUCUGAAUAUUGUCAACGGCCAUAAAACAGGGGCUCGAGCAUAUGCAAAUCUAAUGGUACCAUUCAUGAGAAAAGACUUCAGACUUUGUCAAAAUUGCCUUGACAAUUAUUUCAGGUCAUAUGGAAGAAAACGGUAAAGCUUUAAGCAUUGACUCUAUAUUGAUCGGGAAAUAAUAAAUCAUAUUGGUGCAUUACACUUGGAAACUUAAGGUCAAAAAUUCAGAAAAUACUGUUUAUAGAUUGCUUAUAUAACAUUCGUCAGUAAGAGAAAUUCAUUUGUGUACAUGUCGCAGGCAUCUAUUGUAUUUUGUUAACUAUUCUAAUGUCAACAAUAUAUCACACCAACACUAUUUGUCAAUAAAAUAUCAUACCUAUACAUUUAAUUCUUACUCAAUAAAUGCUUUCAAUUCUUG
Ruditapes philippinarum (Manila clam) is the source of this 1959-nucleotide messenger RNA. RefSeq lists its product as uncharacterized. Bases 205 to 1683 code for a protein of 492 amino acids. The transcript has 2 exons. The record is from RefSeq and is a predicted model, not a curated record. Lineage: Eukaryota; Metazoa; Mollusca; Bivalvia; Venerida; Veneridae.